GGGAGAGACAAUGGAUGGGAGUGGAAAGAUGCUGAUAAUGAGAGAUAAAACAAGAUAGAGGAAGCUUUAUAAGAAGAUGUCACCAGACGCCAGACAACAGUGCCAAGAUGUGCUCUUCUGUCACCACCUUGUUACUGGUUACUGCUGCUGCGCUCACUGCUGGGGUGAGGGCCGUCAACGUGACGAGCGUGAUCACGGCGCCCCGGACGGUUUUGGUGGGGGAGAAGCUGUACCUUCCCUGCCAGGCGGAGGGCAUCUUCCUCACGUGCGGCUGGGACUCUCCCCUGGACGAGAUCAUUUAUCCAGAAGACCUGACGGACCCUGACGGGCCCAUUGUGCCUUUCCCCGGGUUCAACUGUGGGAUCAUCGUCAACGAAGUCACUCUAGAGGACUCUGGACACUGGGCCUGCAUCGCCACCGUCGAGGAUGGCUUCGACGCUCAAGGGGGAGACGUCACCGUCAGACCGGUGUCGUCGUGGCCGGGGGUGGUAGCCAACGUGUCGUCGCCCCUGGCAGGAGUGUGGGGAGAGUGGGGCGAAGUCCAACUCUGCCCGGCCAACGCCUUCGCUGUCUCCCUCGAACUCAAGUCCGAGGCGCCCACCACCGGGGACAACACGGCUGCCAAUGGACUCCUCCUGCCGUGCCGGCAACAGGGAGGCGCGCUGCCCACCGCCAUCACCAGCUCCAUGGGCGACUUCGGUACUUGGAGAGGUCUACAGUACUGCCCAAUUCCAGAGUACAUCGACCAGUUUCAGUUAAGAGUGGAACCUGAGAAUGCCUUUGACGACACGGCUGUCAACGACAUCAAGUUCACCUGUACCCACUACCCUGAGGAAGUGUUGAGUGGCGGAGGAGAGACGUGGGGGGAGUGGGGUGACUGGGCCUCCUGCCCCCCCGACACAGCCGUCUGUGGCAUCCAGACUAAGGUGGAGCCUUACCUGGGGGUCUCUGGCGACGACACGGCCCUCAACGACGUCCGCUUCUUCUGCUGCCCCACCGUCUGGUAGCUGUCGUCUGGUGCCCGGUUGAUGCGACCUCCUUCUGCUGCUCCGUCGUCUUAAUCUUAAUAUUUCUUUGUCUUAUUGCUGAGGCUUCGCGAUGUAAUGGUGGCCAUCUCCUGCUGCUGCUGUUGCCGAGGCUUCAGGGAUGUAGCUGACAUCUUCUGCUGAGGUUUCAGCGAUCAAGUAGCUAUCUUCGUUAUGCUAUUUCCGAGGCGUCAGGGAUCUGCAAGGUGAUGUCUUUUGCUGAGGCAUCAGGGAUCUAGUAGCGGCCGACUUUUGCUGUUGCUGAGGCUUCAGAGAUCUAGUAGCUGCCUUCUCCUGCUGGUGCAGCUGAAUCAGCCGUUAGCUGCUGUCUACAGCCGUUGCUGUUGUUGAUCUCAGCAUUCAAGUCAACUGGCCUUGUUGUUUUCACAGUGCCCUUUUCGGUUCGCUUGUAUUUCCCGGGCGGCACAUGAAGACCGCCUCGCUUGAAAAUAAAAUAUAAUUGAUCAAUGAGA
Procambarus clarkii (red swamp crayfish) is the source of this 1498-nucleotide messenger RNA. Its product is annotated as vitelline membrane outer layer protein 1. The record is from RefSeq and is a predicted model, not a curated record. NCBI's taxonomy places the organism in Eukaryota, Metazoa, Arthropoda, Malacostraca, Decapoda, Cambaridae.